Molecule: messenger RNA, 1338 nt
Organism: Paramacrobiotus metropolitanus
Lineage: Eukaryota; Metazoa; Tardigrada; Eutardigrada; Parachela; Macrobiotidae
Exons: 1
Coding region: 1-1338 (445 amino acids)
Source: RefSeq, a predicted model, not a curated record
AUGGCCAUGUUGAUGAUGGAAAAUUCGGAGCCGGCCAUGCAACUGGAGAACCAGCUCUUUGCAUUACCGGCGACUUUAACGGACCGAUGGCGCACCGAGCAUGAGAAGCUCAACCCCACUACCAUCCUAACGGACAACGGAUCAGCCGGUGACAUCAAUUUCUUCAUUCCGCCUAGCACGUCCGGACUACUCAGUUUAGCGGACAUGAUCCUGGAAUUAGAAGUGGGUAUUAAAGUCCGUAAGAGUACCGGUGAAUGGGAACUGAUAACAACGGCUGAUGGAGUGGCACCAGUUAACAACCUUCUGCACUCCCUGUUUUCCUCAUGCCAUGUGACGGUAGCCAACCGAUUGAUCUCGGAUGCCGCAACUUUCUACCCGUACCGCGCCUACCUAGAAUCACUGUUGUCUCACACACUGGACGCCCAACAAAGCCAACUGACAUCUGCCGCUUUUUAUUACGAUAGCCCAGGUUCCUUCAACAGUGAAACCGCCAAUAACGGUGAAAAAAAUCGAGCGGCACUAUUUAAUGCGGGACAAUACGUGCAGCUUUCCGGCAAGCUAUUUUCGGACCUUUUUGACCAAAGCAAACCGCUGUGCACCGGUGUUCCCGUCAAUAUUCGCCUAGUGGUAAGUCGACCAGAGUUUGCCCUACGCGUAUGGGAUACGGACACCACCAAGACCUUCAAACCAUUUAUCCGUAACGCGCGUUUGUCAGUACGUCGCUACAUUCCAUCACCGGACUUUCUGACCGCCGUCGCUGGAGAACUGUUGAAAAAGACGGUCAAGUACCAUAUCGAACGCGUGGUGAUGCGCGUGUCGGACAUUCCCCAACGAACCCAAAGCACCGUAAUCAGCAAUUUGCAGAUUGGACAAAUUCCCAAGGUUGUCUUUAUUGGUUUUGUGGACAGCGAAGACUUUCACGGAUCGCAAAAGAAAAAUCCUUUCAACUUCCAACACUUCAACAUUACACAAAUCAGCGUCGAAGUGGACGGUCAGAGCUACCCUACGAAACCCUACACUGCCGAUUUUGCGCAUAAUCUAUCGUUGGAGUGCUACGACGGGCUGCUGGACACACUGGGACACCGACCCAGUUUGCAAGGCGGCUUACCAUUCAAUCGGACCCAGUAUAAUGACGGAUACACCAUUUUUGGAUUCGACUUGACGCCAGGACAUACCGGCCGUGGACCACUGACACUGAUCAAACAGGGAAACCUGAGUGUCUCGGUGUCUUUUGGCAAACCAUUGAAAAAUACCAUUAUGAUGGUGUGCAUGCUGGUCUAUGACAGCAUUAUCGAAAUCAACCAGCAUCGACAGCUCAUUGCGGACUUUACAACAUGA